AUGUCUUUUAGAAAGCGCAACGCGGUCAUAUCGGCCACCCCAAGUGCCGUUCCGGGCGCCGCAGCAUCUACGAGGCAUCUAGCGCAGGCCCAGGUUCAGCAGAAGCCCCCGCCGCAGCAGCAGCUAGCCCCUGGCCUGCGCCCGUCGCCUCUCGACGGUCGCCUCACCACUUCAACCGGAACUGCGUCGCUGGACGCCCUUCUGGCCGGCCAUGCCGGUAUGCCCAUGGGGUCCUCGAUCCUGGUCGAGGAGCAAGGCACCACCGAUUUCGCGGGCGCGCUGCUCCGCUACUACGCCGCCGAGGGCCUUGUGCAGGGGCACCAUGUGCACCUUCUUGGGUUCCCUGAGGCGUGGAAGUUUGAGCUCCCAGGCCUGGCGUCGCCAAAGUCUACAUCCAGGCCCGGAUCGUCGUCCGAGGGCAAACCUCCUGGGCCAGCCCCGGGUGCCGAGGACAGGAUGAAGAUCGCAUGGCGCUACGCAGCCCUUAGUAACAGCAGAACCCAGAGUCUUCCGGUGAGGGAGAGGGACGGGGGCUCGGCUACAUUCUGUCACUCAUACGACCUCACCAAAAGGCUAGGCCCGUCCGCCAUCAAGGGACAGUUUCAUGCAGUGCCAUCUAGCCACACGGGCUUGUUGCUAUCUCUCGACGACGACCAAGUGUCGUUAGCCACCUCGCCUUUCAAACACUUCACCAAGCACCUCCGGGACAGGUUGGCUUCCUCCCCACCGGACUCUAUCCAUCGCGUCGUCGUUCCGGGCCUGCUCUCGCCCUCGCUCUACGCCGGCAGCGCCUGCGAUUCGGCCGAGGUCCUGCAGUUCCUGCACUCCCUCCGCGGCCUGUUGCGGCUGCACCCUCGGCGGCUGACGGCGCUGCUGAGCCUGCCCGUCUCUCUCUAUCCACGCGGCUCCGGCCUGACGCGCUGGAUGGAGCUUCUGUGCGAUGGUGUUAUCGAGCUCGUGCCCCUGCCGGCCACCAUUGGUGCCGGACCUCCCCCGGCGGCGAGCGGCAAGGACCCGUCGUCCAAGGACGCAGACAAGGCGCAGGGCAUGGUCAGGGUUUACACCCUGCCCGUCUACCACGAGAAAGGGGGCGGCGGUGCCGAGGGCAACUACUUUCGCGACAAUCUGUCCUUCAGCCUCAGCAGCUCACGGGGCCUGGUCAUCCAGCCGUACAGCCUCCCGCCCAUGGAGGAUGAUGAGCAGAAGGAAAAGUCUCCGGCCAGCACCGUCAAAGACGGCAUCGACUUUUGA
Molecule: messenger RNA, 1251 nt
Organism: Gaeumannomyces tritici R3-111a-1
Lineage: Eukaryota; Fungi; Ascomycota; Sordariomycetes; Magnaporthales; Magnaporthaceae
Product: elongator complex protein 4
Exons: 1
Coding region: 1-1251 (416 amino acids)
Biological process (GO): tRNA wobble uridine modification
Cellular component (GO): transcription elongation factor complex; cytoplasm; elongator holoenzyme complex
Source: RefSeq, a predicted model, not a curated record